AUUUCCUAUGUGAGUUGACUUAGAAAGUGGAUGCUGCUGUCAUUGCUGAGUGAAAAUUGUGUAAACUGUGUAACUCCGCUAUCUUUAUCACCGUGACUAGAAUCCGUGGCAUAAGAGAGAGAGAAAAAAAGACCAGGAGCCAUGGUGAAGGACUUUUUAGUCAGAUGCUCCUUGCUGUUGUCCCUGACGCUGCAAGCGGGGGAACACUUUGCAGGAUCCUUCAAUGUGGACAAAUCUCACUACCAAGUCGUGUCUGGACAAGACGGGUCCUAUUUUGGAUUCAGUGUUGCCCUAUGGGCGGACACGAACAAGACAUAUAGCCUGGCUGUUGGAGCGCCCCGUGGAACUCUUGCUGACUCUGCCAACAAUACGAUUCCUUUUGGAAACCUCUACCUCUGUCAGCCAUUAAAAAAUGACAACGAAGACCACUGUGUUGUUCGGAAGGAUAUCCCGUUCUUCGACGAGUCAGAUAGAAGCCUACAGGCCAUAUUGUGGGAUGAAGAUACCUACUCAAGGCACGGCAUAGGGUUGGGGGAGACAGUCUUCGCUCUUGAUAAGAGUAAUUCGAAACUUGUGGUUUGUGCCCCGCGAUUCCCGAGGAAGAACAGUGCCUCGCAUUCCGCCGAAGCACAGCUCCAGACCCGAGGGGCUUGCUUCGCCAUCUACAAGACCUCUGACACUCCUGAGAAAAUCAUUCCAUACCCAAAUUACAAUUUGAAGAACGACCUGAGUAAAGAGGUGUUGGCCAUCAACGAUUACAAGGGCACCGGCUUUGCUGAAAUGGGGUUCAGUGCCUUUCUUGAUGACGAUGGUCAGUCGCUAUACUUGGGAGGUCCAUCCGCAUUUUACUUCGAAGGCGUAGCUGUGAAGAUGCACAAAACCCCACGCACGUGGAAACGGGUGAAAUCGUCGCAAGUGAAACGCAAGGACAAUGGAAUGGACAACAACUACAGUGGCUGGGCGACGGUCGUAGGAAAGCUCUGUAGCAGAGGGGUGAAAUGCGUCGCAGUGUCCUCUCCAGGUUACGACGACCACAGAGGAAAGGUGACGAUCUACGCCGCCGACCUGAAGUCGUCGAAGAAGGUGGAGCUCCUGGGCGAAAAGGGCAUCGGGUAUGGCCUGUGCCUGGGCAUCGGGGACUUCAAUGGGGAUGGGCAAGACGACCUGGCCGUAGGGGCGCCUACGGAGAGAAAAAGGGAGCGGCUUAUUUGCAGGAUAGGGAAAGUCUUCAUUUACUUCGCGCCUUCUGAGAAUGCUACGAACUACGUCGUGUUGGAGGGGCACCUCCCUUGGGGGAGAUUCGGGCACGCGGUGACCAGCCCUGGUGACCUCGACUCCGAUGGCUACGCCGAUCUCGCAGUUGGAGCUCCGUUUACGUAUAACGGCAAAGGCUCCGUGUACAUUUACAAUGGUGCUGAAGAAGGAAUUCGGUCUAAACCAUCCCAGGUCAUCCACGCAUCGGAAUUCCAGCCCCAUCCUUCCCUGUUGUGGUUUGGCUACAGUCUUGAUGGGGGCCUGGACUUCGAUGGGAAUGGGUACCCUGACCUCGUCGUGGGAGCACCGGGGUCACACCAGGCGGUGUUCCUCAGAACUGGUCCUGUGAUUUCUCUCCGAGGAAAGAUAGAGUUCGAGGCGCCAGAGGUGUACCUGAACGACACCUCCUGUCUCGUGGUCCUUCCAGAUGGCAUCCUCCAGAAAGUCACGUGUUUUAACCUUAUAAUUCGUCUCCAGUACGAGGCCAAACAUAUUUCGGACCCCAUACCAUUACGUUUGAGGGUCGAAUUGGAUCAUUACAAAAGAUUAGCUUUCUUUGACAACCACGAUGAUGUGUACUCUUCAAUUCAGAAUAUCUCUCACGUUGAUGCCAACACCGUUCCUCUGAGCCUUCUUGUGUACGUCAAGCCAAACAUCCGACACUUGUGGCUGUCAGAGGUGGCAGAGGCAGAAUUGAAAGUGUCACUUGUGCAAAAGCAGCGUUCUACUUCUGAUCUGUUCAACGUGAUGAGCGCCUACAGCAAGUACAAGUUCAGCAACUCGACGACUUUCUACUGCCCUCCGCCUAUGAACUGCCUCACAAGUUCUGAUCUCGUCCUGUUGGCGAAAGAUGAUCCGCAACCUCUGGUAGUAAGUGACGGACUCAUGAACAUAGACAUCUCCUUCGAGGUGAGGAAUAACACAGCCUAUUCCGUGACCUUGACAGUCACGAUACCCGACGCCCUGGAGUAUUUGCAAGUGCAGAGUGACCACCAUUUCCCCAAACUGAGGAACCACAACCACGACGGCAAAGAGGUCGUGCUGGACUUCAUAUUCCCGUCAGAAAUACCAAAGGGGCUGAAGAUCACACUCACUUUUACCUUCAAGCACUCGGCCAUUCGCCUCAUCGAGUACGGCCAGCCAAAUCUGGCCUUAGGUUUUGUCAUCAAAGGAGACACACAGGAUCUUGAUAACUCCAACAAUGCCCAUAUCAUCCAGGUUCCUCUUUUAAGUAAAGUGGAGUUAAACGCUAGGGGGUGGUCAAUCCCUGACCUGGUAGAGGCCAAGCUGAACGAAACGCUGCCAGGGAGAUCACUCUUAAACUUCGAGUCUUAUCAGGCCAAUAUAUCGGACACAAAAACAGAUUAUCUCGGCCCGAAGAUAACUCAUCAUUUCAUUGUGGUUAACAGAGGACCUUCUCCUCUAAUUCACGGGCAGAUCGUCUUAGGACUGCCCCUGCAACUUGCACUUGGGAAGCCUGGCCAACUGAGACACUUUCCACUAGUCUACUUCGUGAAUCCCCUGAAGACAACGGGUAACCUACGGUGCUCAGCCCCACCACUCAAUCCUCUAAAUCUGACCACAUGUUACGACUCUGAAAACGAAACCAGACCAGACACUAAUCUGUCAACGGCACCACCAGUGGAUUUUCUGGAACUGAACGACUCCUCUACCAAAAGUCUACAAGAAGAAGAAGAAGAAGAAGAAGGAGGAGGAGGAGGAGGAGGAGCAAGAGGAGAUGGAACGCCCCAUACGGCCAACUUCACUAGAAGGAGACGGUCAGUUCCCGAGUUUCCUGUCGACCAGCUGUCAAGAUCAGGAGAGGACAGAACUCCUCACCUUUCGGCAGAGCGCAUCAUCCUCGAGAACUCGGAACCUCAGGUCACGACCCCUGCGAGCAAGAAUCCUCAGUCUGGUGGCGGGGCCAGAAAAAAACCUCCAACCAAACUGAACUGCGAUGUCUUGAAGUGUGAAGAGAUAAUCUGUGAUAUAUCUGAGGUGGUGUCAGACGGAAAUGUCACUAUAGAAGUCACUGGAUACGUCGUUGCUGGAACACUUGAGCUAACUCAUCUUCAUAAAGUGAUCAUCGAGACCGGCAUGGCAUUCUACACAAACCAGCAAAAUGUCUUCCUCAAUGGCCGUGUAGCUACCAACAAAGGAAGCCCAUCAGAAGCUUAUAAUACACACAGCAAAUACCAACAAUAUGAAGAAGAAGAUGAAGAUGAUGGCGUUGACGUCCAUGGACGAAUCAGUGACGCAGAGUAUCCUGGGCAUCUUCAAAAUGAAGGUGAAGAGACCUUGACUAAGAAUGUAACUGAUGUACCUUACUUCUUCAUGACUGAGGAACCUCAUGACAGAGUUAUAAUGGCCCAAAACACUACUGAGGCAGUCAACUAUGUCCUUCCUACAGAGAGGCAAGUAGGGUCUACAGAACAGGGCGAAAGCACACGUUUACAUGUAUCUGAUGCUGAAUUCAUAAACCCAGACCUCCUGAGUCAUAAUAAUUCAGACACUUUCUCAGGGAAACUCCGUGAAUACACAAAUGAUACAGCUGAGGAAUACGUUUCUACAACUGGUACCACCACUUCAGCAGACACACAGCAAAUGGAUUUUGAUCUUUCCACUGGAAUGAGUAUCCAGAUAACAGAGUCCACAGGCCACACAUCUGGUCAAUUUCCUUUGGAUUCCAACUCCACCAGACCAGAGUACUUGAAAACCUCUGAUGCUGAAGAAUCUUCUGUGACAGCAAAAGAAAUGUUUACCUCUGAUGCUGAAGAAUCUUCUGUGACAGCAGAAGAAAUGUUUACCUCUGAUGUUGGAUCUUCUGUGAAAGCAGAAGAAAUGUUUACCUCUGAUGCUGAGGAAUCUCCUGUGACAGAAGAAGAAAUGUUUACCUCUGAUGCUGAAGAAUCUUCUGUGACAGCGGAAGAAAUGUUUACCUCUGAUGCUGAAAAAUCUUCUGUGACAGCAGAAGAAAUGUUUACCUCUGAUGCUGAAUCUUCUGUGACAACAAAAGAAUCUACAGAGCACAAAACUACAAGCACGGAAGCAGACACAGAUCCCACGAGAACAGAAAAGAGUGAAAGGGACUGGAAUUCUACAGUUGACACCAAUGACACCUAUGUCUCCAGAGAGGACACCUUCAAUUCCUACCCCUAUGCAGAAGCUUUAAAAGAAGCAACAACAAUUGCAGAUUAUGAAUUGAUCUCGCCUCCAGGAAGCAACUACAACAGAUCGGAAAAUCUGACAGUAACGACACCCAAAAACAGAACUAAAUCGGCAGCCUUCUCUGCGAGAAGAUACGAUGUCCGGGUUUCAACUUACAUCACAGUCAUAAGGAAAACGAAAACGAGCGACUUCUCUGUAGAAUCUGUACUUCAACUGAGAGGCCUGGAAAUUAUUGGUGCCGUAACUGGCGGCCUGAUGGCAGUUGUCGUCCUGUGUAGUCUGUUACAUAUGUGCGGCUUCUUCAAACGCAAACGGAUCAGCAAAGAGCAGAGGGAGGAAUUGGAGAGGACCAUGAAGGAGAGACUGGAGAAAGAGAAGUACGGGUAAUGGAAGGAGCCAAGCGACUCUUGAUCAGUAAACAUUUAUGUAGGAUAUACCAACGGAGGCUUACCAGGACGACUCAGGGAAUACAUGGAAAAAAUAUCACGUAUCUUAUGUUGAUAGAGAGGGGAGACUUAUGUUGAUAGAGAGGGGAGACAUAGAUUGAUAGAAAGGCAAGACAUAUGUUGACAGGAAGGGGACUUAUGUUGAUAGAAAGGGGAGACUUAUGUUGAUAGAGAGGGGAGACAUAUGUUGAUAGAAAGGGAAGACAUAUGUUGACAGAAAGGGGACUUAUGUUGAUAGAAAGGGAAGACAUAUGUUGAUAGAAAGGGAAGACUUAUGUUGAUAGAAAGGGGAGACUUAUGUUGAUAGAAAGGGAAGACUUUCGUUGAUAGAGAGGGAAGACAUAUGUUGAUAGAAAGGGAAGACUUAUGUUGAUAGAAAGGGGAGACUUAUGUUGAUAGAGAGGGGACUUAUUUUGAUAGAGAGGGAAGACUUACGUUGAUAGAAAGGGGAGACUUAUGUUGAUAAAAAGAUAAAAAGGGGAGACUUACCUUGAUAGAAAGUGAAGCCUUAUCUUGAUAGAAAGGGGAGACUUUCGAUGAUAGAAAGGGAAGACUUAUGAGAUGAAUAAAUAGGCAAAUCUGAAUGUCUAAUGUCAGAUUGUAGAUUGCAUGAAC
Molecule: messenger RNA, 5483 nt
Organism: Macrobrachium nipponense
Lineage: Eukaryota; Metazoa; Arthropoda; Malacostraca; Decapoda; Palaemonidae
Product: integrin alpha-8-like
Biological process (GO): cell adhesion mediated by integrin; cell-matrix adhesion; integrin-mediated signaling pathway
Cellular component (GO): integrin complex; external side of plasma membrane
Molecular function (GO): integrin binding
Source: RefSeq, a predicted model, not a curated record